CGAACCAGUUGUUUUCCUUACAUCGACAGCGGUCGACUCGUUUACUAAGUUUUCGUGAAUGAACUUACGCUGAUAGAUUACAAUAUUAUACAAAAUGUUUUUGAGAGUGAUGGUUAAGUGAAACUGGACGACGGUUGACUUGGAUUUUACUGAUACAAUAAUAUUUAUUUACAAGAGCGGCAAUGGCAAUGGGCGGUGCCAUGGAUGCCUGCGGGAGAUGCAUGAAAGUGUCCCUGGUGGUCACUAAUAUGUUAACCUUUGUGGGGGGUGCGAUAGCUCUGGCUAUCGGUUUAUGGAUAUGGGUGUCACGGUCGUUUCCAAGCACACUCAUGAGCAACAAUAUGUUCAUCGCGUCAGUGGCAGUGGUUGUGGUGAUGGGUGCUGCAAUGAUGGUACUAUCCUUGCUCGGCUGCUGUGGAGCAGCUAAGGAAGUCAAGUGCAUGUUACUUACGUAUUAUAUAUUGGUAUUCAUCAUGUUCGUGGUGAUGCUGGUAGGCGGUAUCCUGUUGUUCGUGUUCAGGGAGAAGGUGCUCACGACCCUGGAGAGGGAGAUGCACGCCUCUAUCCCUAACUAUGGAGUGAGGCAUGAGUAUACGCGGGCGUGGGACGAGACGCAAACUAACCUCCAGUGCUGCGGUGUAAAAAGCUACAAGGACUGGAACGAUAAUGUUCCGGAGAGCUGUUGUCGAGAAAUUUACCCGGGGAAACGACAGGACUGCAAAUAUUCUCAAAAUCCAACAACAAUGUACAUGGAUGGUUGUUUCAGUAAAACAGUAGAAUUAUUGCGAGAAGAUGCGGUUUUCGUGGGAGCUGUAGCCAUUAUUGUAGCAUUGAUUAUGGUGCUGGCCCUGAUAUUUUCUUGUGGAUUAUUCGUGAAAAUAGAGUGACGACAUCGAAUAAAAAAUAUUUUGGUGACUAAUUCGUUUGUUAAUCAGAGUGACUGUUGAGUAUAAUUAUAAUAUUGUUAUGCGACCGGUCGAUUCUCUGGUGUCGUAUUGUGCAUUACAUUUUCUAAUUUAUUUUCUAAAUGUACUAUGUAAAUGUAAUGUAAUACAUACUACUUACAAUAAAAUUUUAUAUUGAUUUU
Molecule: messenger RNA, 1087 nt
Organism: Nymphalis io (European peacock)
Lineage: Eukaryota; Metazoa; Arthropoda; Insecta; Lepidoptera; Nymphalidae
Product: tetraspanin-9-like
Exons: 6
Coding region: 183-887 (234 amino acids)
Cellular component (GO): membrane
Source: RefSeq, a predicted model, not a curated record